Molecule: messenger RNA, 2600 nt
Organism: Monopterus albus (swamp eel)
Lineage: Eukaryota; Metazoa; Chordata; Actinopteri; Synbranchiformes; Synbranchidae
Gene: spra
Product: sepiapterin reductase a
Exons: 3
Coding region: 477-914 (145 amino acids)
Biological process (GO): tetrahydrobiopterin biosynthetic process
Molecular function (GO): sepiapterin reductase (NADP+) activity
Source: RefSeq, a predicted model, not a curated record
UGACAGGCAAUCAGCAGAAUUCAUUAAGACAAACGGUCAGUUUGCUCGGGAUCCUCCAUCGUAGCAUCAUCUUCUCUUCCCAUUGUCCUGGGUUUUUAGUGAUUAGCACUAUGUCAUCCACCGAGUGUAGAGACCUGGGGCGGGUGAUGUGCAUAAUCACCGGGGCUUCCAGAGGUUUUGGCCGGGCUUUAGCGAGGGAGAUGCCUCGGCUGCUGAAACCCCGGUCAGUCCUCGUCCUGGUGGCUCGCUCCGGUGACGAGCUGCGGACUCUGCAAGCAGAGCUGGCCGAGUCGGAGACAAGCAAAGCGAGUCUGCUGGUUGAGCUUGUGGUGGCCGAUCUGGCUCAGAUGGAAGGACUGGAAAGCGUCGUCAGAUAGUCUAAAGAGGCUUUUUCCGAGGAUAUAGAUCACAUUAUACUGAUCAACAACGCAGCCUCUCUGGGUGAUGUGUCUCGCUAUGCUAAGAGCUUCACUAACAUGGCUGAGGUGGACUCCUACCUCUCUUUCAAUGUUAGCUCCACCCUGUGCCUCACUGCCAGAAUCCUGGAGGCUUUUCCACAGCGUUCAGGUCUACGACGCACUGUGGUCAACAUCAGCUCACUGUGCGCCCUGCAGCCUUUUUGCUCCUGGGUGUUGUACUGCACUGGCAAGGCUGCUCGUGACAUGAUGUUCAGGGUGCUUGCAGAUGAAGAGCCAGACGUCCGGGUGCUCAACUACUCUCCAGGGCCUAUGAACACAGCCAUGCAGAUGGAGGCCAGAUCCCAAACAGCUGAUCCUGGUAUAAAGAAGUCUUUCUCAGACAUGUUUGCUCAGGGCCAGCUGCUCACUUGUGAAGAGUCAUGUGCCAAACUGAUGAAGCUGCUGCAGGAAGACAACUACACAUCAGGAGCUCACAUCGACAUCUACGAUGUCUAGCCACAGCAAGAAUACUUACAGGCAUUUAACAGUGGGCCAGAUUUAUGUGUGCCUUGAUUUUGUUAUUGAAACUGUUGAUAAACUGACCAAUCUGACAACAUUGCAUCAUUACAAGAGAAACCCCUGUUAGAUCAUUGUCUUCCUCUCCUCAUUUUGGUGUGCCAAACAACAAUUUGCUCAAUGCUUCACCCUGUGGUUGGGGGGGAAUACCUACUUCAAUGCUGACACUGUGAUGCAUGAAUGCAUAAAGGUCCACUAUUUAUGAAACUGUUGCCCAAAACAAGGAGAAAAAGACAAAAUCCAUUAGGACAAGACAAAAUCUCACAAAGGUGAGAUCUGUACUUUAUUAGAAGUGUUUUCAAACAUUGUGGUCUACAUCACGACAAUGUGAUUGGUUUUGCAUUAGCCCCACUGUGGCUCUCAUGUAUUACAUACACUCGAGUCACAGAGCUAUUCUUCUGUGAGCUUUUGCAAUUGAAGCUUGUUGAACAUUUUAACCUUGUGCCAUUGUUUCACAACAUUUACACAAAUUCUGAAGGUAUUUCCAAAUCCUCACAGGCUUUUCUAACAAUGCAGAAUUAAAAACAUUCCAGUCCAGGAAAAAUAUAAUUUUUAUCAGUUUCUUGGGUCACAGAGUUUAUUUUCAGUUAAGUUGGGAUGGAUGUUAAAUAGGUAACAAUUAAAAUCUUGCAUCAUAUGCAGUUUUGAUUACUGAUGUUAAUGUGGUCUAAAUUAUCAAUCUAUUCAUUUUCUGAUGGUCUAUGCUGUGCAUAUAUAAUAAAAAAAGGAUGAAUAGUCACACUAAACAGCUCGGCCCCUCUGCACAAUUAGCCAGUAACAGAGACUAUAUGAGCAAACAGAACGUAGACUUGCAGGAUGUCUUCAUGUCUUUGCCCACAGCCAACUCAGUCCCUGUUUUACCUCUAAACCACCAAGUAAAGUCCUCUUUUUACCUCUAAACUAGUAUAAACGCCUCUUUACACAUUGUGCUUAUAAUGCCAAUAUUCAACCAGUCAAAGGCCACAGCUCUUGUUACUUGCUUCUUGUGCUGCUCGACUGCUGUCAGUUGAGGGUGCUAUUAGACCGGAUAAUGGGAGGACUAGGGGAAAACCAAAGAUAAAUCAAAGGAAUAAGGUGGCUAAAGCCCCAGCCUGAAGCUUUUCAUUAAUGUUUUCCUAUUGUGGUUUUAGAUAUUAUUUAAUCGCAAUUGUUUUCAUCAAUCAGGUAAAUAUGAAUAAAAAAAGAUGAUUAGAAUCACUAGCUGUGACUGAAAAAAUAAGAAUUUUAUUCAGUAAAACGGAUUUAACAAGAAUGCUAAAUACAACAAAUUUCUUCAUAUCAGAUCAGCCAGUGCUAGUGACCGUCUUCAGUGAAGUUUAAAAGUUUGUGAGAUUGUGUUUAACUGAAAAAGGUAAGAUUCUUUCCACAAUGAUAGUUUUUGUUUAAAGGGCCUAUGGCAUGCUUUUCCUUGUUUUAUGACUUAUCUUAAAUGUUACAACAGUGAAUCAUCAUCUUAGAUGUGACAUAAAAACCUCAAAAAAUAAGGUUUAUGUAUGUUCCAGUAUCUCUAUGCAGAACCAACUUCGUUUAUACACAUCCUGCAAACUCUCACUCUCAAGACUUUUUUUCCCCAGCAAAAUAAAGUAUUACGUGAUAGUUUAAGGUUUUCCUUGAAUGGGCAUUAUC